UGCCUCCCAAAACAAAACAAACUUGCGCCUUCUACGUUCGAUUAUUACUAUAUUUUUAUUUCAGUCAACCCAUCUCUUGCACCUGACUGCUCUAACUGUGCAUUUUGACGAUUUUGACACAGAAACCUGAGCAAUGGGCUGAACCUGUCAAUUUAUCUAUAUUAAAGGUUUUGAGGAUGUCGUCAGGUGGAUCAGGCACUCCUACUCAGCUGGGUCCCUCCAAGUCGCCCUUCCUCACCUCUUGCCGUCGCAUGGGACUCAAGAGACGUUCCAGCAUCGGAACACCCUUGAUUAACAAAGCCCCCAGUCCUGAAGAUGCACCCUGUGCGAAGAAGGCAACUGAAACUCAUGAGAACGCAACUCCAAAGCGAACUGUCCCUCGCAGGAGUAGAGGACUUUGCGUCACCAGAGUUGAGAGGCCUUCAGAUGCUCACAAAAAUGAAGUCAAACCAAGUGAAAAUGAGGACAAACGCGCUUUGGAUGAACUGGAGGAAUCUGUGUUGAAGAAAAAGGAGUUUAUUGAACUUUUGAAAAAAGGAGUUCACCCUUUGCAGAUUGAGAAAGAUAGACUGACUACCUUGACGUCCCUUUGGAGGAAUGGAUGCCAACAGGCUCUGCAAGACCUGCUUGAAACGUUGCACAAGAAUUCCGAGCAGGCUAACAAGUUGCUCACUAUGAAGAUACUAAUUUCCAAUUUGGAUAUUCCACACGAAUUAAUCAAUUUUGAUCCAGACAAGGAAGAGUUCUACUGAUCUCUGUCUGAUCUAUAAUUAAUUUCGGGUAACAGUGGGUCCAUUCCAAUUACAACGCAGUCUCAAGGAUGGCUAUUUCAGUCAAUUCACCAUCCGAAAAAUUAAUUGAAUAAAAUUGGCAAAAGCCCCUUGUUGUUUGAAGCCGUUAAUAGAUGGCACCAGCAGUUACUUUUGAUUUUAAUGCACUUCCGCUAAGAUUUUAAGCUAGCCUGCUACUAUGUGCAUUCUUCUCUUGAAAUUAUUUCUUUUAAUGCGUUUGAAACUAAAAUCAGUCCAUAGAAAUGUCUGGGAAGAUUUUUUACUUCAAAAUAUUGUUUUUCACGAUUCUAAGGCGAUUUGCUGGAAUUUUUGUCAUGAAAUCAUAAAAAGAAAUCGUUUUAUUUUAAGGGCUGAUUGCACAGCAGCAGGAAAAAAAUAAAAAAUCCCAAUGGAAGUGCCUUAAAACUGAAAGAUUGCGGUGUGAACGUGAACACAAAGAAGCUUUCGCAAAUAUUCCAAUUUUUAUUUUUUUAUCACAUAUGUCUAUGAAUUAUCUCGUAGAAAAUUGCUCGAAACUUCAAUUCGGUUGUUUUCAUUGUAUAAUGCCAUAGUGCCAGCUGAUUAAAUUAUGUUCUCUAACGAAUUUUAA
Messenger RNA from Cloeon dipterum, 1380 nucleotides. RefSeq lists its product as uncharacterized. Bases 177 to 752 code for a protein of 191 amino acids. Gene Ontology annotation, cellular component: Swi5-Sfr1 complex. The transcript has 3 exons. Gene Ontology annotation, biological process: positive regulation of DNA-templated transcription; double-strand break repair via homologous recombination. NCBI's taxonomy places the organism in Eukaryota, Metazoa, Arthropoda, Insecta, Ephemeroptera, Baetidae. The record is from RefSeq and is a predicted model, not a curated record.